Messenger RNA from Aureobasidium vineae, 1662 nucleotides. The record is from the annotation of a GenBank genome assembly. Lineage: Eukaryota; Fungi; Ascomycota; Dothideomycetes; Dothideales; Saccotheciaceae.
AUGUGGGGCAACAAUAUUCCCAUCCCCAAUGGCUUAAACACCUUCGACGACAAAAAGUCCACCUACGAUCAAGAAGCCAUGCUCCGCGCCGCCGCCAUGAGCACAAAAAAACUCCACAUCGGUAUUGUGGGCGCUGGAUUUUCUGGCUUGCGCUGCGCAGACGUAUUGCUAUCUCAUGGCCACCGCGUCACCAUUUUCGAAGCUCGCAACCGUGUAGGUGGUAGAGUGGGCCAAAGCAACCAUCUAGGUCAUACAGUGGACUUGGGACCUAAUUGGAUACAUGGCACAGACGACAAUCCCAUCUUUGACAUUGCGAAGCAGACGGAUACGCAAUUGCAUUAUUGGGAUGAGAGACAGCGUAUUUUGGAUACUGAUGGCACGCCUUUAUCGACCAAAGAAGCAGAAGAAUACGGCAGCAUUCUCUGGGAGAAUGGAUUGAUAUCCCAAGCCUUCAAGUACAGUAGAGAAAACACUUCUACCAUUGACGCUUCUGUCUCGUUAAUGGACUACUUUGCCGAGAAGGCAGAGACUUUGUUCGCAGACUUGGAGCAACAAGAGGCGCAAAGGAAGAGGAAGACUUUGUUGAAGGUGUGCGACUUUUGGGGCAGUUAUGUGGGAAGUGCUACUACGGCACAGAGUUUGAAGUACUUCUGGCUGGAGGAGUGUAUAGAGGGUGAGAAUCCAUUUGUUGCGGGUACGUAUACGAAGAUUUUGGAACACGUCGCAAAACCUACGCUGGAAAAGGCAGAGGUGAGUCUGGAAACCAGAGUCACUGGAAUCAAGGGGAGGAAGGGUGGAGCUGAAAAAGUAGAGGUGGAGGUUGAUGGAGGUGAGAAGUAUGAGUUUGAUGAGGUGGUCAUGACGGCGCCUUUGGGAUGGUUGAAGAGAAACAAGGAUGUUUUUGUCAACGGCUUGACGGAGGAGCUGAACAAAGCUAUUGAUGCUAUUGGGUAUGGUUCUUUGGAUAAGAUCUACAUCACCUUCCCCACUGCCUUCUGGGAAACAUCCUCAGAAGAAGGACAACCAAAAGGCACCGCCACCAUCACCAGCUCCAACACCCCAAACACAACAGCAACAACGACACCUCUCCACCAAGCCUCUUCUACUUCUCCAUCAACAGGUUAUCCAGGAUUCACCCACUGGCUAGCACCCACCUACUCACACGAUGCAAACCCACACCAAUGGGACCAACAAGCCAUGAAUCUAGCCGCUCUACCCGGCUCCUCCGCACACCCAUCCCUCCUCUUCUACAUCUACGGCGCUUGCUCCACUCACAUCGCCUCCCUCGCCCAACUACCCCAACCCACCCGCGACGAUUCCCUCAAAGCCUUUAUUGCACCUUACAUCUCUCGUCUACCCAAUUAUUCUGCCGAGUCUGCUGCUUGCAAGCCCAAAGCAAUAUUUGCGACUGCGUGGGCUGGAGACGAGUUGGCUGGUUAUGGCAGUUAUGCAAAUUUCCAGGUUGGGUUGGUGGAUGGAGAUAAGCAUGUCGAGACGAUGAGGAAAGGUAUGCCAGAGCAAGGUAUUUGGAUUGCUGGUGAACAUACGUCACCAUUUGUUGCUUUGGGUACGGCGACAGGAGCGUAUUGGAGUGGUGAGAAGGUUGCUCUGAGGAUACUGGAGAAAGCUGUGGGAGAUGACAAGCAGGAGGAAAAGAAGUAA